GGAGAGGGUGGAGGGAAGGAUGGAGCGCUGGAUAAAUGGAGGGAGGAGAGCUCUGGAUGCUCGUCCUCAGAGCUGAGGAAGACAAUGAGAAGUGAUGAAGAGAAGAAGAACGACUGCAACAACCAGCAGCCUCCACUAAACAGAGGAGGAGAUUCUACAGACUCAGACGCAGACGUGAAGAUGAGUCCAGACAUCAACGAGGUCGCGUGCUCCGUGUCCUCCUGCAGCUGCGUGGGCUUCAGAGCGGGCGGCGUCCAGCUGCGCUGCUGUGGAGGCUGUGGUCACGGCUGGGUGGCGCAUGCCCUCCAGAAGCUCCAGGCGCCGCCCUCCGUCCGCGGUCCGGUAGAGGUGGCGCUGCCCGGGCUGGUGUUCCACCUGAGCUCCCUGGUUCUGUUCGGGGCUCAGGCCGUUCCUGUGCGCCUGAAGAUCCUCCUGGACCGGCUGUUCAGCGUGCUGACCCCAGGUCAGGUCCGACACAUUCUGCAAACGCUGGGCUGGAGUGUGGGCGACUACGCCAGAGGAUACAUGCUGCAGCGCCCCAGUGGGCCGGUGUUGGACCGGUGGUUCAUGGUCACUCAGGACGAGGAGCUCCUCAUUCUCACGCAGUUCCUUCGCUUCGGGGAGACCCGUCCCAUCGUGGAGCUGAUGACCCGUCACUGCUUCACCGCUGGGGCUCAGCGUUCUGAUCCGGAGCUGGAGACGAGCUGCCAGUCACACGACGGCACAAACCUGGAGAAGAGCAGGAAAACGGCCGGAGGCUCCAGAACCGCAGCAGGAGCUGGACCCAGCGCCGCUCAGCGCUUUAAAAGCUCUCCAGAGGCGCAGUGUUUGGUUCCUGUCACCAAGGAGCUGGUUCCGUCCUCCAGAACCAGCCAGGAUCUACAGAAGCAGCAGAGCAGAACUCAAGACAGUGGAUCAGUUCCACCACAGUCCAAAGCUGAACUGGCCUUAAAAAUCAAAGUGGACCCUGACAAACAAUUUCCGGCCCAGUCCCUGUGGAACCAACACGUCCGGUUCUACGACAAACAAAAACCGGACCCCCACAGAGUCCGAUCAGAGAGCAGGUCUCCGCUGCGUCCUGACUCCACGGCCUCCACCCUGAGAGCUUCAGCUCCGCUGCAGGGCUCCUCCUCCUCCUCCUCUCCUCAUCCUCUCCCAUCGUUCUCUUCCUCCUUCCUCCGUCCUCACAGGUCCGUUUCCUCCACCCUCCACCCUCUCCCCUCAUCUCUCUCUUUACCUCCUUCUCCUGCAGCGGGUCGGAAGGGAAGGGUCUGCUGUGGCGUCUGUGGGAAAAGUUUCUACGACAAAGGAACUCUGAAGAUUCACUACAACGCAGUCCACCUGAAGGUCAAACAUGGCUGCACGGUGGCAGGAUGCACCAUGGUCUUCAGCUCUCUGCGAAGCCGGAACCGACACAGCGCGAACCCAAACCCUCGCCUUCACACCGGCUGCAGCAGACACACACAGACACACAAACACUUACAUGAGCACAAAGAGUCCCACAAACACAUACACAACACUGAAACGCGUAUCUGCAGAGGAAGAAAGUUACUCACCUAUGACUCAGCAGGUCAGAACCGCGACCCAUCGCCCUCCCCUGAGCCUCCACAACAGAGGCUAAGCCACCUCCUCACCCCAACCGACUCCAGCUCCAGAACCGACCCGGUCCUCCAGCCCACACCUGCUCCUCUGCUCCUCCCUGUCCAACACGCCUCCUCACGGGCCUCACCUUCCUCUUUCCCCCUGGAUGCACCUACGGUGGAGAAACCUAAACACUGUUGCCCCCUGCUCACAGAACCAGCACCAGCUCUCUGCUCUGAUUCCACAUCCAUCACCUCGACAAACUGCAAAAAUCAGCACGCGUCUUAUGAAAAUACUGUCACAGAAAGGAAACAGAGAGAGAUUUACACCAGUCCAGUCCCUACGCAGCAACGGUGGGAUUCAGGCGACUCUGUGCCAAAAAAGAAGCCCAGGAAGUCAAGCAUGCCGGUAAAAAUAGAAAGAGAAAACAUGGAAGGAAGAAGAAACAAGGAAGAGGAGCAGUGAUGAAGGUUUGCAGCAGAGAAAUUACAUUCUUAAAAAAAACUGGAAAAAAUAAACUGGAUUCAAUUUUAUGUUUCUGUACUUGAUG
This is a messenger RNA of Betta splendens (Siamese fighting fish), 2131 nucleotides long. Its product is annotated as zinc finger protein basonuclin-2-like. Lineage: Eukaryota; Metazoa; Chordata; Actinopteri; Anabantiformes; Osphronemidae. The transcript has 8 exons. Gene Ontology annotation, cellular component: nucleus. Gene Ontology annotation, biological process: regulation of DNA-templated transcription. The record is from RefSeq and is a predicted model, not a curated record. Bases 85 to 2046 code for a protein of 653 amino acids.